UUUAAUUUAGUAUGUGACCGAGCUAAUUUCGCAUCAUUUUCGCAAACAUUAUAUAUGUUGGGGUACGUCAUAUCGGGACUGGUAUUCUCUCAUUAUUCAGAUAAAUACGGCCGAAGACCUAUUGUUUGGCUGGGAUUCACAAUAGAGUUGACGGGCAUAUUGUUGUGUGCCGUCUCACCUAAUAUUUAUUUCUACUCAAUCGCCCGAUUUCUGGUAGGAAUGGGUAGUUCUGGCAGGGAAAUGGCUAUCUAUAUAAUGUGCAAAUUUGGAGUGAAUAGUGCCUGGAAUGUGAUAUCAGUACACGGCUCCGAGCUCUACCCCACAGUCUUGAGGGUAAGGGGACUGGGUGUCGCGUCUGUCAUCGGAAGGAUUGGAUCCAUUAGCGCACCCUUUAUGAAAAAUUUGGCGGCCACUACUGGAUUAUCACUGGUUAUGACACUGUAUGGUACCCUCACAUGUGUCGGCGCCGUUUUGGGACUAUUUCUUCCCGAAACAAAGGGACGAGAAAUUCCUGAUACUAUAGAAGAGGCAGAAAAU
Molecule: messenger RNA, 537 nt
Organism: Oppiella nova
Lineage: Eukaryota; Metazoa; Arthropoda; Arachnida; Sarcoptiformes; Oppiidae
Source: the annotation of a GenBank genome assembly